This is a messenger RNA of Wasmannia auropunctata (little fire ant), 634 nucleotides long. RefSeq lists its product as uncharacterized. Gene Ontology annotation, molecular function: olfactory receptor activity; odorant binding. The annotation marks the transcript as partial. Gene Ontology annotation, cellular component: plasma membrane. Gene Ontology annotation, biological process: detection of chemical stimulus involved in sensory perception of smell; sensory perception of smell. The record is from RefSeq and is a predicted model, not a curated record. NCBI's taxonomy places the organism in Eukaryota, Metazoa, Arthropoda, Insecta, Hymenoptera, Formicidae. The transcript has a single exon.
AUGAUUUACAUUACACAAUUGACGCGAAACAUUCUGAGCUUGCUCGGAAUCUGGCCGCCUUACAACAGGAGACGAACCACCGGGGAAAAAGUUUGGAAGUACUUCUUGAUAACGAUCUGCAAUCUUCUUCUCUACUGCGUCCUGAUUCCCGGUGCCCUGUACUGGUUGAUUGAGAAGAGGGCACGUGUCAGAGUCCGAACGAUGACUCUGCUUGUCUUCGGCAUCGUGACUUGUAGUAAAUAUGGCAAUAUGAUAUUCCACGAGAAGGACAUCAGACGCUGCUUGAAGCACAUCGAGGAGGAUUACAGGUUCGUUACCAGUGCGAAGACGCGGGACACGAUGAUCGAGUCGGCGAAAAUCGGCAUACGUCUGGUCACACUAUGCGUGUCUUUCACGUACGGCAGCGGGCUCUUCUUUCGUUUGAUCUUACCGUUUGCCAAGGGAAAAAUUAUCACCGCGCAGAAUGUCACGAUCAGACCUCUGCCUUCCCCGGGUUAUUUCAUUUUCUUCGACGUACAAGUCAGCCCCAUUUACGAGCUGAUCUACGCAAUACAAAUAUUAUCCGGGGUGGUCACUUGGUCGAUAACAACGGGUUUAUGCGGUCUCGCGGCCGUCUUCGUGAUGCACGCCUGCG